GUGAAAAUGACCAUCUCAGUUUUGAACGUUUUCCAUUUACAGGAAUGUCUAAGACAUAUUGUGUUGACAAACAAGUGGCCGACUCAGCUUGUUCUGCUACAGCAUAUUUAUGUGGCGUUAAAGGUAAUUUUGGUACAAUUGGUGUGUCUUCUAAAGUUUCAAGAAAUGAUUGUCCUGCGUCUAUAAACGAAGAAAAACCUAACUCAAUCUUACAAUGGGCUCAAUGGGCUGGUAAAGCCACUGGAAUAGUAACAACAACUAGGGUAACGCACGCAUCUCCGGCUGGUUCAUAUGCACAUUCACCCAAUCGUAAUUGGGAGUCUGAUUUUAAUAUGCAAAGUUUUACCGAAAAAACCGAUACUACUCAAUGCGAGGACAUUGCCAGUCAGCUGAUUAAAAGAGAUCCAGGAAGAAACUUUAAUGUUAUUAUGGGUGGUGGUAGAAGUAAGUUAAUAAUGAAAAAGACUAACUCUACUGGAGAAAGACUGGAUGAAGAUUUAGUCGUAAGAUGGAAAUUGGAUAAAAUGAAAAGAUUCAAAGGAAAGACAACAAGAUACAUGACUAAUAGGAAAGAACUAAUGAGCACUGAUGUUUCUAAAGUUGAUUAUUUGUUGGGCCUUUUCCAUCAUACUCAUUUGGACUACAGGUUGAAAUCAAAUAUUGAAAUGCAACCAACGCUUACUGAAAUGACUAUUAAAGCCA
Daktulosphaira vitifoliae (grape phylloxera) is the source of this 702-nucleotide messenger RNA. RefSeq names its product membrane-bound alkaline phosphatase-like. The annotation marks the transcript as partial. Gene Ontology annotation, molecular function: alkaline phosphatase activity. The transcript is spliced from 4 exons. NCBI's taxonomy places the organism in Eukaryota, Metazoa, Arthropoda, Insecta, Hemiptera, Phylloxeridae. Gene Ontology annotation, biological process: dephosphorylation. The record is from RefSeq and is a predicted model, not a curated record.